Molecule: messenger RNA, 1920 nt
Organism: Cucumis sativus (cucumber)
Lineage: Eukaryota; Viridiplantae; Streptophyta; Magnoliopsida; Cucurbitales; Cucurbitaceae
Product: pentatricopeptide repeat-containing protein At4g21705, mitochondrial
Exons: 2
Coding region: 16-1554 (512 amino acids)
Cellular component (GO): mitochondrion
Molecular function (GO): protein binding
Source: RefSeq, a predicted model, not a curated record
GCCUCGAUUGGGUAUAUGAUUUCUCACUCUGCUUCUCUUCUUCUUCUUCGUUCUAAGAGGAGCUCUCUUCGGUUCUCAUUCAUGGAUCAGAAGCUCUUCUCCAAAGCUUUAACACGCUAUGCUCUAGCUAGCCGAUCUUACCACACGACUCGGUUGAAAAAGGCGACUCUAUAUGCCAAAAUUAGUCCACUGGGCGAUCCUAGAAUCAGCGUGGAGUCGGAACUCGACGGUUGGGUCCAGGAGGGGAAGAAGCUACGAGUCGCUGAGCUUCAGAGAAUCAUUCGCGACUUUCGCAAGCGCAAUCGUUUUAGCCAAGCUCUUGAGGUGUCCGAAUGGAUGAAAAAAAGUGGUGCCUGCAUAUUUUCACCAACCGAGCAUGCGGUGCAAUUGGAUUUGAUUGGCCGAGUACGAGGUUCUCUUUCUGCUGAAAACUAUUUCAAUCAGUUGAAGGAGCAAGACCAGACUAUUAAAACAUAUGGUGCUCUUCUGAAUUGCUAUGUUCGACAGCGGCAAGUGGACAAAUCCCUCUCCCAUUUUCAAAAAAUGAAAGAGUUGGGAUUUGCAACUUCAGAGCUCACUUACAAUGACAUCAUGUGUUUGUACACAAGAGUUGGCCAGCAUGAGAAGGUCCCUGAGGUGCUAGCAGAGAUGAAAGAGAAUAAUGUUUCUCCCGACAACUUUAGUUAUAGAAUCUGCAUCAGUUCGUAUGGUGCAAGAAAAGAUAUUGAGGGGAUGGAGAAUGUAUUGAAAGAGAUGGAAUCUCAACCUCAUAUUGUAAUGGACUGGAACACAUAUGCAGUAGUUGCAAACUUCUUUAUAAAAGCUGCUCUUACUGAUAAGGCAGUUGAUGCCUUGAAAAAAUCAGAAGAGAAACUGAAAAGCAGUAACGAUAGAAUCGGCCAUAACCAGCUGAUCUCGCUUUAUGCAACCUUAGGUAACAAGGAAAAGGUGCUGAGAUUGUGGAAUCUGGAUAAAACUGCUACUACGAGAAUCAUCAAUAGGGACUACAUCACGAUGCUUGAAUCUUUGGUGAGACUAGGUGAACUUGAAGAAGCUGAGAAAGUGCUGAAAGAGUGGGAAUCAUCUGGGAAUUGCUAUGAUUUUCGAGUUCCUAACAUUGUCAUUAUUGGAUAUAUUGACAAGGGAAUGUGUGAGAGAGGUGAAACACUUCUUGAAAACUUGAAGCAGAAUGAAAAGGCUACCACACCAAACAGUUGGGGUGCUCUGGCUGUUAAGUAUCUGGACCUGGGUGAGACCGAAAAAGCCUUAGAGUGUAUGAUGACAGCCCUUUCUGUAAACAUUGGUAAAGGAUGGAAGCCUAAUCUUCGGGUGAUCACAGGACUAUUGAAUUGGCUUGGUGAUAAGGGCAUUGUAGAAGAAGUAGAAGCUUUUGUAAGCGCAUUGAGGUCUGUCACUCCAGUGAAUAGAGAGAUGUAUCAUGCCUUGUUAAAGGUUUAUAUAAGAGCUGAUAAAGAAGUAAAGGAGGUGUUAAACAACAUGAAGGCUGAUAAAAUAGAUGAAGAUGAAGAAACCAAGAAAAUUCUUGGCACUUAGGAAGAAACAACUGAACGUAAGAGCGUUGCCUCAUUAUUUUUGUUAUUGUAUCUCAUUAUUGAUGGUGUCCAUCUGCCAAAUCUUGCUAGGGUUUCAACAAUGCAGACGCUUGUUGAUCAAAUUCUUCACUUGAAAUGAGUAGAAGUAGCUGAUUUCAUUGCCAAGUUUGCUGCUUUUGCUUCGCUUAGUUUUUAAUUAAAGUUUUGUGGGCUAAUAAAGCGAGGUUGCAUGCAGGGAUGAUUGUGUAUUUCAUACGUAGGGGGUAAAAACGUUGAAAUGGUGGUUUUCAAUUAAGAUUUUGAGUUAGAUAUGUGAUAGGAGUUACUUAAUUACUAUAUUAUGUGUAAAUUUGAACUUUUGGUUUAA